UCUUUUUUGCACAGUAGUGUGCGUAUGGUAUAUUUUCCUCAUGAAAAAUCGUUGGGUUUCGCUUUUCCUGAAAAUUUUCAGUAGAUAACAAAAAUUGGUUGAUGAAAUGUUGAAUUCCGUCAGCGUUAAAAUUGAAAGCAAAGUGGUUAAUUUUCGAAGCUGGGAAUUUGGUGUAAUCGUUAUAUCAUCUGUUACUAAAUUAUGAAUUAGAAGAUAACUCGCUCAAGAUGUUGGACAGCAAAAAAUACUUCGGAGUUUAUAUCCCAAAAGACUCCAAUGGAUACGACAAUACUAACGAUGGAGAAAAACUACACGUAUACACGAGCUACGAACAAGCUGCUGUAGUAUUAAAAGAAUAUAAAAACGCUCGUUUUAAAAUUUUCAAUUCUGAAAACGAGGCUUGUUAUUUUGCUCAAAAUGGAUCCAUCGGAGGACAAGGAAACCCGAACGUUGUCACGGAAAGUAUCCCUUUCAAAUCGCUAAAACGUCAAGAUAUUUAUAAAUUUCGUCGUUGUAUCGAAAAUGACGAUUACACGUCGGUUAAAGACUACAUCUGGGAAAAUCCUCGUUAUUUAAUAAGUAUUGGUGAUACUCCGACAAUCAUGCAAGAAGGUCCUCGGUACAAUGCGCUUCAUAUUAUUGCCAAACACAACAGACCUAAAUUAGCAGAAUUAAUUUUAAGCACGAUAUCAGAUCCUACGUUCACAAAGCUACUGUACGGAGCCGCCGGAGAGAAUUCGUACAUUGUUCGCCCUGAGUUGUUGGUUGAUUUAUACCUUAAUACUCCCGACAAAGCCUUGAAUGAAACCCCGUUACAUUUCGCUGCUAAAUACGGUGCCGCCGAUGUUGUUGCUGUAUUUAUUCAAUAUCCUCAAUUGAAAAUUGACAUGAAAAAUAAAUACAACCAAACGCCCAGAGAUUUGACUUGUAAACAAGCGUCUGGCGACAAUGUAAAAUUGGUUGAAAAAAUUCGUAAAAUGCUCAAUGAAUUAUUUUAUGUCCCGGUUUGGAGAUCGAGCGACGACAUCGUACAACCCGUCAUUGGUAAACCGUAUUCUCCCAAGAGUCCACCCGUCUGCCCCGGGUUGUCCUCACCGGUGAGUCCUUCUAUGGAAAUCAGAGCUAUUGCUGGACCGAUGACCUACGACGAAGCUAAUAAUUUUCAUAAAUCGUGGAAAUCACCCAUACGAAGCGCUUCUUGUACGUCUCCCAAUACUCCACAUUUGUUACAAGGUGUUCUAUUGCGCAAUCCUUUGGAAAUUGAGAAAGGCAUUGAAAAAGUUGGAAGAACGUUAGCUACUAAAUUUCACGUCUCUUGGAAAGAAUAUUGGCCUUUCUUGGACAAAUUCAUUGAUUUGAGGAGCGAGGAAGGCUUGAAGUCAUUGGAGGAAUAUCUAAAACAAAAAAUCAUCUCACAAAAACCUGCACCGACGCAGAACCUAAACAACACUGUUCUCUCUCCUAUGUCCGAAUUAUGUCACGAAUUCGCCAAAUUCUCAAUCAAUAGCCCAGUUCCUCCAAGAAGUGAUCUCUCGAGUCAAACUUUCAAAGAUAAAAGUGGCGGCGAUGCUUCGAAUUCGCCUUAUUUAUUAAUGGAAAAUGUCUGCCUGAUGUUCGCUGAUAAUGUUUUUGAUACGUUUAUAAAACAUUUCUCAGCCGAAAUGCCCAUCGAGGAUAACGUAGUGGGAUUGAUCAAAAAAGUACGCAAUUUGAUGAUUUCCUUGGAUGGUUGUCGAAAGGAUUCUGCAUUCAAGUAUUUUCCAUUUGGAAAAAUUCACAUAAGAGCCGCGUUAUGGAUUACGAGAAAAUUAUUAAAAUUAGAAGAGCGUCAAUUAAUCUACGCAACAUCCACGUUUAAUCUGAUCGACCAAACCGAUCCUAAUAGUAUGGUCAAACAGAUAACAUUAUCGCCGGCAUCUGAUAAUAUUGAAUUGGAUCAUAUUGUUCAAACUUUGAAAUGCAUCAAUGGCCACGUAAUUAGGUUGCUGAAAGGUGUAAUCGCACCUUCGGAAAGAGCAACUAAUGAAGAAGUGUGUAAAAAAGAAUGGCUAGAGAUUGUAAAUUGCCAAUGCGAUUCUAACGGCGGAUUUUUAUCGAAACUCCAUCGAUUGGGUGAAGCAGUCAGGAACAGGUUACUAUUCUCAGAUGCUGAUGAACCUACUAAAACUGAUACAGAUUCGAACAAACCAGAGAAUGCAACUGUAUCGCCUGCAAAUAAUUUAGCAGAUUCAAACAAUAAAGCUCAAGUUACCACUAAUUCUGAUGUAAACUGUGAUAAUACUUUGAAAUUACCGAAUGAUUAUAGAAUCUGUGAUAAAAGUGAUCUUGAUUCCGAUGACGAUGAAUUUUAUACGCCACCCAGCAGUCUUUCAGGUUCAGAUGAUGAAAUGGAUAUACCAGAUGAAGGACCAGAAAUAUUUAUUUGCGAUAAUAGAGGAACGAGCUUAGAUAACGCGGUACUCGAAGCCUUAGCUGAUUUGACGAUCGAUUGUUACAAGUAUCCUAAUAUUUAUCGUUGGAAACAUUCGGUUUCACUACACAAUGCAAUGGAUAGAUUCAUGUGGCCGAGUCCGAAAUCAUCGAAAAUCUUGAAAAAGAAGAAUUUAAUUUCCAACGGAUUAUAACUGGAAGACUUUCUUUCUGUAGCCUGGAAUAUUUAUGAAAAAAUCUUUGCUCAAAUGCGAAAUUUAAUAUUUAUGUAUUAUGAACUAGAAAUUUUGUAAUGAAUGGGAAGGAAAAAAUCAAAAAUUUGAUGGAAUACAUUAACAUCACCACAUCAAUUCCUAUUAUUUUUAAUUUUUAACUUAUUCGUUUGGUAUUGAAACACACGUCAAUUGAAUAAUCAAUCAUUACUUCUUUGUUAGAGAAAACAUGUAAAAGAAAAAAAAAAAAACUGGAAAAAGCUAUUUAAAAUCUGCGAUAAGUUUACUCGCGUCGCGUCGUUGUGUUGUUGACGAAACAACAGCUUAUACGGUACCGAUAAAAUAUCACAAUUUGUAUUCUAUAAUCGAAUGCAACUUCAUUUCCUAGUUCGAAUGGUAUUUGUUUUUCUUCCUUACCUUGCCACUAAGGUAAUAAUAAUGGUAAUUUAUAUUUAGAAACAAAAAUACACUAGAGAUAUUCAUUGUAUCUUAAUUUUAUCGAACGAAGGUUUUUUUCUUUCUUCAAAUUUCGCUUCAUUCAACGACAUAUCGACGUGUAAUGCAUUCCAAAAUUUACAAUUUUAUUAACUUUCAUUUUUGUAUGUAAAUAAAUGAAUUUUUUGUAUUCAUUGUUCCAAGUUGAAACGUUACGUGAAACAAUCUCAUUUUCUUUGUUAACUUAUUACGUUGAACCCCUUUUUGAAUUGUUAUUCGAUUUUGAAAGUUGAUUUUUUUUGUAUCGAUUUGUAUUAUAUUUUUAUACUAAUUAACGUUUAUACCAUCUCUCUAAUUAAAGAUUACUCCGUGCUCGA
Molecule: messenger RNA, 3454 nt
Organism: Planococcus citri (citrus mealybug)
Lineage: Eukaryota; Metazoa; Arthropoda; Insecta; Hemiptera; Pseudococcidae
Gene: Ankle2
Product: ankyrin repeat and LEM domain-containing protein 2
Exons: 15
Coding region: 228-2624 (798 amino acids)
Biological process (GO): negative regulation of phosphorylation
Cellular component (GO): endoplasmic reticulum
Molecular function (GO): protein phosphatase 2A binding
Source: RefSeq, a predicted model, not a curated record